GACGGCGCUCCUAGGCCCUGUACUUUCGGUUCCGCCCGCGGGCUGUCAGCUCCGACCCCGGCGCAUUUCCGGCCGAGCUCGGACAGUCUUCGGAACGCGAGGCAGUGCGCGCCCACCGACCAUGCCCGCGGGCGUGUCCUGGGCCACCUACCUGAAAAUGUUCGCCGCCAGCCUCUUGGCCAUGUGCGCCGGGGCCGAAGUGGUGCACCGGUACUACCGGCCGGACCUGACAAUACCUGAAAUUCCACCAAAGCCUGGAGAACUCAAAACGGAGCUUUUGGGACUGAAGAAGAGACAACACGAACCUCAAAUUUCUCAGCAAUAGAAACUCCGUGAAUAUUUUAAGUAUUAAAUACAUAUUUUUAAAGUCAAUUGAGUCAAACUGCUAGUCUUUAAACACUGAAUGCAAUGCUAACUGCAGGGGAGGUACUCAGGUGUUAAGUAAUGCACUGAGCCUUAAUUAUGGGCUGCCCAAUGUUUCUUGAAAACUGCCGAAGUCUGUAUCAUCAGCUUUUUGAAUAUGGUUGAAUAGAUAGUCUCGAAUAUCAUGGGAGAAAGAAACCCUUAUGAUUCUGGUUUAUUUCUCUGAGGAAGCUUGACUAUCAUGGCAUAAUGGGAAUUUCUCAAUUAACUAUAAUAAAAGUGCCAUUGGCAAUGAAA
Molecule: messenger RNA, 660 nt
Organism: Suricata suricatta (meerkat)
Lineage: Eukaryota; Metazoa; Chordata; Mammalia; Carnivora; Herpestidae
Gene: C10H12orf73
Product: chromosome 10 C12orf73 homolog
Exons: 3
Coding region: 122-325 (67 amino acids)
Biological process (GO): mitochondrial respiratory chain complex III assembly
Cellular component (GO): mitochondrion
Source: RefSeq, a predicted model, not a curated record